This is a messenger RNA of Pseudozyma hubeiensis SY62, 3795 nucleotides long. RefSeq names its product ROM1/2 protein. The coding region runs from base 1 to 3795 and encodes 1264 amino acids. Gene Ontology annotation, molecular function: guanyl-nucleotide exchange factor activity. The transcript has a single exon. The record is from RefSeq and is a predicted model, not a curated record. Lineage: Eukaryota; Fungi; Basidiomycota; Ustilaginomycetes; Ustilaginales; Ustilaginaceae. Gene Ontology annotation, biological process: positive regulation of Rho protein signal transduction.
AUGAAGCGCUUCUUCUCUCGCUUCUCGUCGGCUGGCCCGACCUCACCCACCAAACACGCUCAAGAUGCACCAUUCGACCGAUCGGAGGAGCGAUCCUUGAGCUCAGCCGCAACUGCACCUCUCUCCUCUUCUGGGUACAGCGCUACAGGCCGUACCAAGGCGUUGGUCGCCCAGUUUGAAGAAGCUUGCCUCGCUCAACCGGUCGCGUCACCGUUCUCUGAUACGACGCCAGCGACACCGCAGCACACCAUCUCCACAUCACCAACCGAAGCGCCGGUCGCACAUGUUGCUCCCUUCUCGUCAAGCACUAGGAAUGUCUCCAACGAUACUUUGUCGCCGUACGUGAAAGCGUCCGUACCAGAACGCGUACCCGGCUCAAGCUUGCCCGAUGAGUCCGAUCAGCGACUCAAGCAUGCUGCUCUGGGCGCGAGGAGCAAACGGAACGGGAAGCGCAUCACCAGCGGUCAAGAAGAGGAGCAGCGACAGGCAAGCGCUGGGAGCCACGCCGCCUCAUCUUCGUCUCACGCCAGCAAGACGGUCGCUUUUGCACCUUCCCCGCAGAAGCAACGCUCCACUUCUCCUGCUCAUGUUGCUCACCUACAGCGUCUCUCAGUGUCUCAACCACUUUCCCGUACCAGCUCAUCCGACGGCGAUCCUCAUAUACCUAGUAGCUUUUCACGACCCACCGCCGCCAGCCAAGCGAGAUCGAGGACCUGGACAAGGUCGGCAGCGAGCGACGCAACACAUCCUUGCGCUUCAACAGCUCUGCACGGUCAACGAGAGAAGCCACCUGGGCGAGCUGCGCGUCCUCCGAGACCAACCCAUGCAGCAACAACUCGUGCUCUGUCCCGUCGCAGCUACUCGUACUCAAGCGCCACGGCUGAUAUCGAUCCUCUCGCGAUUGGGCCCUCUUCACGUGCGGCUGCAAAGCAUCCUCCAUCAUUCGCAAGACGUGGAUCCAUGGAAGCUCCAUCGCAUCGAAGUAUGUCUCCGAGCGUGGGCACUGAUGAUGCGAUGGCUGCGUCAGGUCCGCUCCAAUUUCCCAGCCGAACAUCCCUGUCCAUGCGGCUCGGCUACCCUGGCUCAGCCAGCAGUCGACCCACAAGCCGCAGAAACAGCGUCGACCCCAUGGCGUCACCGGGCUCCACUCCGGCGGUCGUCUUCCCGCCAUCUGCCGGUGCUGCCACUGGAUCCUUCGGUUUUCCUACUUGGAGCGAAAUGACGCACCAAGAACUCGUCAGAAAUCUUGGUCCACGCGAAAGGACGCGCCAGGAGGUCCUUUGGGAGAUCGUCGCGAGCGAAGAGCGCUACGUCACUGAACUCGAAAAGGCGAAAGAGAUCUACAUCGACGCACUGCUUCAUCCACACACGUUUGAUCCAGAGCGUGUCCUUCCGCCGGUCUCGGCGUCUGCCAUCUCUUCUCCGGUCGAGCAACCUCGGUCGCGAGACUGGCCUCCCAAUGCCAAAUCGGUGGAAAUGCGGCCCAGCAGCUCCAACGGUGAAGCAACCGCCUUCGAACCGGGAUCGCUAUCGAGCACCCGCGGUGAUCUUCCCAUCGCUGCUCGGUACAUGUCGACCGCAUCGAUAGGCAAGGCUGAUCCGAGCGAAUCGGCGAUUGAAUAUCGUCAGACUCAGCAAGGUGUGGGCAGUCCGUACUCAUCGCAGCGUGCCAGCUUAUCAAUCCCGGACGGCGUCGCACUCCGCUCUGGUACGUUCCGCUCUCAAGCCGAUCCGUCAUUUGGCCUUGGGCUCGGUCUCGGCACGAUGGCAACGAGAGAUCGAAGCGUUGCUGCCUAUAUGAAUGCGCCCACGGCGUCUCAGCCGACGGGCAAGCUCUCCAAAGCACAAAAACUCCGUGGCCUUGCACGAAAAGACAACGGCCACGCGGAUCCUCUCCGAUUGUCGGUGCCGUUGCCACCUUCGCUCAGAGAGAUUCUCGCUUCAAUGUCUGACGGCCUCGUUGAGGCACACGGAUUGCUUUCCGACGCUUUGAAAGCCAGGUAUGAAGAACAGUGGCCUCUGGUCCGAAGCCUUGCCGACGUCUUCAUGAAGUACUCCCACAUCCUCCAACACUAUGCCAGCUAUGUCUGUCAUCUGCAGCGAGCCAUGGAAGAGCUCGAGGAGGCUGGCCUCAUGGAACGCGCCUUCCGGGGCAAGCGCCUCAAGAAGGAGCGUCUCAGCAACACGGUUGGCCUCGGACGUACAGUAGCUGCACUCGAGGCAUGCGCGGCCGAGCAAGGCUAUGCAGGCCUCUCGAUCUUUGUUUCCAUGCCGUUCCAGCGACUGCUUAAGUAUCCAUUGCUAUUCCAGAAUCUGCUGUUCCAUACGGACCCGUCGACGCUCGAGUUCGAAAGCACGGUCGCUAUGGUGGUCGAAGUCGAGCGACUCGUGCGCUCCAUCGAAGACGAAAAGGUCAAUGCGGAGGAACGGGACAAGGCGCUCGACUGUUUUGCCCGCAUCGAUGGCAUCACCGAUCGCCAGGUGUUGCGACCGCGAACGGACAGGGUGCUCAUCGAAGAGCAGGCGCUCUACGACGUAAACGCACGUAGGACGCUAUCCGAGUCAGCCCCAAAAGAGGGUGACGCUAAUACCCAUGCGUCUGACAGCGAAGGUAUGGACAGCGGGACCGAAAGCGCGAACCAAAGUGGAGGUUGGAGGAGCAGCUCGAAUCAAUCGGGACUGAGGGCCGCUUUGCGAAACAAACGCUCGUACCGACGGCUUUCCGACUUCUUGUCGUCAGACGACGUGGCACACACCUCAUCCAAGGCGCCGACCAUGGGCAGCAAAAAGGAUGUGUGGCUCGUCCGCUUCUCGGACGUCGAGAUCAAAUGUCAGCGUAUUGGCGUGACCACCUUGCCCAUGGUCAGCAAGGCUGCUCUCCGCACCGCCGAUUUCGCUGAUGAGCAGGAGGCGAGCGACUUCACCGCACGAAGCAAAGAAAGUCGGGGGCGUCUCAAAGCUCUGCGCAACACGACCUUGAGGGCAAAGACUCGGAAUCUCUACAAGUUCCUUUCCGUGGUCGCGUGGCGCACUGCCACCGCUCGCGAGACCGGUGUGGGAACAUCCGCCUUUGUCGACGGUCUGCCAACCUCCCACGAAGUCGAUGAGGAGGAUGGGGCGGAUGUCGACGAUGGAGCUAGUGUGAGCACCGCAGAGAGUAGCAGCGCCAGCUGUACCAGCUCAUCUGACAGCCAUGAUGGCGUUGGAGGUCAGGCAGGCUCGGAGAAGUACAUCAGGUCCACCAAGCUGUCGUUCACCUAUUGGGGCGACCGUAUCGAGCCAGGCCGCGCGAUCACUGGUGGACAUGCAAACGCGAACGCUCACGAGCAGCCCAAAACAUCGAUUGGACAGCGGUCUACGACUCAGCAAGUCGACCACGUUUCUGUGCCCCCGGCCACUACCCACACCGGUACGGACAGCGCCUCUGCUCCCAUCGCCGCGUCCUCGAUCGGGUCUACGCGAAGCAGCCGGCAGUCUCGUCGCAGCACGCUCGACGGUGCUCCGUCCACACUAUCGAAGACUCAGGGUCGGCGCGGGAUGUCAGGACGGCUAAGCGAACCCUUGACAGCCUCGUCCAUGUCAUCCGCGUCCGAGCCCAUGCAGAACGCCGUCGCAAGGAUGCACGCGAGGCAGCGCAACGAAAAGUUUGGUGCGCGAUUGCGUUCCUCGAUGGGCAACGGUGCAGACGGCUCCCACGUGUCGGUCAACGGAGCUGGCCCUGACUCCGGCGGCACAGGUAGUGCGGCGUUCCGGAAGGGCAGCAUCGCUGCUGCGGCUGUUCCCCGAGCGAUCUGA